CAUGGUUAUAAUAAUAAUGUAGCCCGUCCUAGUACACUACGUGCGCACUGACACUGAAAGCAAUUGUCAUCACAUAACGGUAGUUGAUAUUGUCUGACUGAACCUUGCGGACGAACUGCCAAAGCGAAAGUUAUUGCGUUUGAGGAGUCCUACAGACAGAUGAACCAGGCGAGGAGAGGAGAGGAGAGCUCAGCACGCAGGCUGUCAUCGAGAGCAGCUCUGCUGGGUACCAGCUCCACCGUUCACCAGAGGACACAUUACCCCACUGCUGACAUGGAGAAGCGUUGCUCAGAGUGCCCAGAGCCCAGGCUAGCCCAGAGCUUGUGUACAUUCUGCAACAAGUGGCUGUGCUACCAGUGCACAGACAUGCACCAGCACCAGAGAGCCACCCCUCAGUGCUCAGACCUGCACCAACACCAGAAGCCCACUACCCAAUGUGUCGACCUGCACCAGAGGGACCAGAUGGCCCCCAGCUCCCUGCCUCCACCCGAACCAGGCCCUGGCUCGUGUGGCCGCCCCAUCCUCAUGUGCCACUCUCACAGACAAGAGCCCUUGGAGCUCUUCUGCGAGUCCUGUGACCUCAUGUGCUGCAGCAGCUGUCACCUGUCCGCCCACAAGAACCACAGGCUGGUGCACAUAGGAAAGGCCCUGCAGGACCAACAGUGGCAGUUUGAGAGCCUGAUGGCUCAGGUGGAGGAGAGGAGGUCUGCAGUGGAGAGCACAGCCAAACAGAUAGAGGACAGGCUGCACGGUGUAAAGAUCACGCAGAGGAAGACUGAGAACCAGAUUAAAAUGGCAAAGAUGAUUAUGAUGAAUGAGCUGAACAAACGGGCCAACCUAUUAAUAGAGCAACUGGAGAAGAUUUCGGAGGACUUCCAGCGGCGUCUGGAGGACCAGCUGCAGGAGAUAGAGAUGUGCAGCCAGCUGGACCACGUGCAGAACUUCAUCAGCUGGGCAACGGCCCACCACCUCAAGAACCCACUUCUCUUCAGCAGGGAGCUGAUUUCUCUCCAGAUGCAGCGCCUGCUUGAACCCCCACUACACUCAGACGCCUGGCUCCCUGUGAAGAUCAAGUUCAACUGGGAUGCCAGCUACUGGACUAAGCAGAUCUCAACUUUGGGUCAGCUCACUGCAGAGGGGGGGAAUCGCUCCUACUCUGAGGGCGUGGCCUUCCCCAGCAUCCUGAGGCCCCAGCCUAUCACCUGCUUGUCUCUGCCAUCUGUGUGCCAUGGAGGGCGGGACCAGGGCUGUGCCUUCCAGGCCUGCUGUCAGUCCCAGAUGUGCUGCCUCCACUGCAUACCCCCACAGCCAGCUGUGCAGCUGGACAAGACCCAGCGGGAACCCAACCCCUACUCCGCCAGGUGUGUCCAGUCCACCCUCAGCUCUCCCUCCCUGGCCCUGCACCAGAGUCAGCUGCUGAGGUGCUGGGGCCCUGACAGUCCUCCAGGUCCACCAGCUGUGGUGCCCUCCUCCAUGCAGCGUCCCCAACAGCCAGCGCAUCUCCCGGCUGCUGACCCAGGCUUGCUCAGCUCCAGCUCCAACAGUGGAGGUCUUGGACUCCAGCCCCCAGCCACAGCCCUCUACCAGCCUCAGAUUCAGCCGCUUCCCGACACUCAUGCACAGCCAGCCACAGAUGGGGCCUGGGAAGGCCAGGGCCAGCAGGCCAGCAGAGAGCGAGAGCAGACUCCUAGGCAGCCAGCUGUGAACAGAGAGGUGUUGACAGAGCAGAUCCAGGAGGGGAGCAGGGAGAAGACACAUGUACAGACAGGGGUGGACAGAGAGGUGCUGACAGAUGGAAUCCAGCAGGAGCAGCAGCAGCAGCAGAAGCAGCAACAGCAACAGCAACAGCAGCAGCAGCAGCUCCUGUCUCCCCCAGUGACAGUGGAGCAGCAGGAGGAAGAGCAGCAGGAGGCCAGGACUACACAGCCAUCCAGAGACUGCAGAGAUGGCAGGAGAUCUACUUCACUGGAGAUGUCUGUGACGACCCAUGGGUUCAGUGUUGAUGCUCAGAGCAGCAGGCCCAGCUUACUGUGUGGGAGGAAGAGUCGAUCCCAGAGCAUCCCACCAGAACUGGCAGGCCCCUCCAGCAGCCCUUCCACAGACAGGCCCCCGGGGGCCACCCACAGCUUAGCAACAGCAACAGCAGCCGUGGAACGGGGACGCAUGGCAGACCAGCAGGGUUUUAUGGAUCUCAGGCGGAGGAGGCUGUCUUCUGAUGGAGUGAUCCGAUCUGUGGCCUCCCUGGAGAGAUCCUUAGCCACUCCUCCCUCCAGAGACCAGCCCAACCUACGCCUGUCACCUUUGACCAUUUACAAGACAGAGCCUGAAUAUGUCUAUGCAUAUAAUGAGACUGGGCAUGACGUCAAAGGAAAAUGCAGAAUACCAAGAAAGACUCCAGACAACAGUGACAGAGAGGUUCAGAAGGAACCUGGGAGUUCCAGUUCCAAGGUUCCAGUGGUGUGUUUGGAAAGGCUGAAGAUCCUGGUGUCUCGGAUCCCACCACAGGGGCGGCGACAGAGUGACCCUCUGCCAGACACUGCAACAGAAAGGACCGGACUUGUUCCACAGAGGGGAAGGAAGGACAAUAUGACUGAGGGAAUAUCAAAAGAAGCCAAGGUCGCAACGGUCAGCCCGUCUCUGGAUAAACAAUACUCAGAGAGACACAUUAUCAAUCAAUCUCUCCCACCUCCGGUAAUCAAUGAUUGGCCUGAGCAUGGAAGACACAGUCCUCACAAAGAGCUCACACUGCAAGUACCCGCCACUGAUCUUGUAUCACCUCCACCUUUCUCUGCACCUGACCUUGACUCUGACUCAGAUCCCAGGUCAAUCUCAGAAAUAGUUUCUGACCCGGAACUGGACUCGGACCCACAACCAGAAUCGGAUCCCCAGCAAGAGUCUGACCCACAACCAGAAUCUGACCCACAAGCUGAGUCUGCAUCGGAGGCUGGUCUGGAAUCAGUUGCUGAUGAGGAAUCUCCUGAUGAGGCUGCUACAGAAUCUGAACCUAGUGUGGAAUCAGAACCUAGUGUGGAAUCAGAACCUAGUGUGGAAUCAGAACCUAGUGUGGAAUCAGAACCUAGAGUGGAAUCAGAAGGUAGUGAAGAAUCAGAGAAUGGUUUCGAAUCAGAGAAUGGUGAAGACCUGGAUGCUGAUGCGGAAUCAGAGGCUGAUAUGGAAUCAGACCUCCAACCUGACCCUGGUUCAGACCCCCGUUUUCCAUCUGAAACACGUCCGGGAUUAGAUUCAGACCUGGAAUCAGACUGUGCACAACCCCCUGAAUCACAAGGGUCUGCAGAAUCUGGACCAGAUCUUGAAUCGGAGCCAGACUCAGCCACUGACCCAGCCUCUAUCACUCCUGACCCAGCCUCUCUAAGUCCUGAACCAGGAGUGGAGUCCCCUCCAGCCCAGAGGUCCCUACAUGCAGACCCUGGUCCACAGAUGCAUUGUGAAGGAGUUGAGCUGGCCCUGCCUGGGGCAGAGACCAUGGAGAUGGAGAGUGAAGAUUUCUGUGCCGUGUGUCUGAUCGGAGGAGACCUUCUAUGCUGUGACCGCUGUCCCAAAGUCUUCCACCUGUCCUGCCAUGUGCCUGCUCUCCUCAGCUUCCCCACGGGUGACUGGGUGUGUACCUUCUGCAGAGAUAUCCUGCAGCCAGAGGUGGAGUAUGACUGUGAGAACCAGAGGCUGGCUGCAGAAUGUUCAGGAAAGCCACUACCUCAUGGUCUCUCUGCUUGUGACCAGAGAAAAUGUGAGAGGUUGACUCUGUUGAUCUGCAGCAACAUGCUAAGUGCUCCCUUCCAUGAGCCGGUCAGUCCACUGGCUCGCCACUACUACCAGAUAAUCAAAAGGCCCAUGGAUCUGUCUGUGAUCAGGGCCAAACUCAGCAAGAGGAGCACUCACCACUACUAUUCACCUGAGGAGUUUGUGGCUGAUGUCUCCCUCAUGUUCAGGAACUGUGCAAAGUUCAAUUAUCCGGACUCAGAGGUGGCCCAGGCAGGUCGCAGCCUGGAGAUGUUUUUCAGCUCCAGACUCAGGGAAGUGUUCCCAGACAGGGCCUUCCCUGCAGCCGAGGAUGACUCCGACAGCGAUGAGUAUGACGAGGUGUACAGAGCAGCUGAGGGAGGCUUCCCCUGGCCAGAGAAGAGAGAGCAGUGCCACAGGAAGAGGAAGAGGAGGCACUCUCUCAGCUGGAGGAAGCAUAACUUCUAGUUGUAGGCAGUGGAGCAGAGCAUAUCACUGGCUAUUUUGAAGGACAGUAUGACAUGAUAUUGCACUGGACGUUUCCAUCCAAGAGAGGAAGCUCAGUUUUUAUGAAGGGAUUGUAUGUACAUAUUUACAUUUUGAGAAUUGUACUUCUUCAUUAUAAAGGUUAUCUGCUCUUAAUUUGGCCUGAUAUUUGUGUCAAAUAUUAUUGUAUAAGUAUAAUCUGACUUACAUCUUUAUACUUAUUAUGCCUUUAUAAACUGCGUUUCUGGUAUUUGUUUUUUGUUUCAGAUAUAUUUGGAGAUUCUACCUAUAUUUGUAGAUUCUCCAUCAUAUAUACAGCCAAACCUACAAGGUCAGUUGAUAAAUGGUAAACAUAUUUAUAAAUGUUUAAACUCUACAAUAUCUUGUUUUAUAUAUCAAUAUUGAAUGUUUUUAGUGGCUAAAUGAUUGCAGGCAAUUAGUAAAUACAGACUAUUAAUGUUAAUAUUUCUGUCUUGAUAUAUAUAUAUAUAUAUAUAUAUAUAUAUAUAUAUAUGUAUUAUGUGUCUCUCUGUCCUAUAUGCACUUGAAGUACAGUAUAGAAUGUUAUGUAUGGCCUAUGUACGGUAAUGAUUUGAGUGACUGACAGAGGGCGCCCUAGCAGCAAUGACUGAGAACAAAGGAAAAGGUUAAGUUCAUAUUGAACCAAGGGGGUAUUCAAAGAAGAUUAAGAUAAAUAUAAAAAUGAACAUACCUUUAGUUGAAAUUGCCACAAUAGUAUUGCAAGGCACGUCUGCUUUAGAUUGGCAUUUGUUCAAUCCUAAUGAAAUCCUACUUCAUUAGUAUAAGGCCAGUAUUAAUAAUGAUUAUUUCUCAGGCUUAAUGGGAGUGGAAGGUAUUUGAUCCAGUGUGAAUAAGUAGAAAGAGCUGGAGAAGUUAAGAGAGACUUAAGAGUAAUGUUAUGUUAUUUCAACUUUCUGUAGUUUCUAUGUAGAAUGUACAUGUUAGUUUUUCAUUUAUGUAAAAUGGCUGCUGCAAUACGGUAGAGCUGGCUGUAUUUUUUUAAAGGUUGCUGCAAAUUAAUAGCUGAAAUUAACUGUCGGAUCAAGCUAAGUUUGCUAUUUGAAUAAACAAACGGACUUAAAACAAUUGUAGGUAUUUUUUCUCUGUAGUAUUUCAUUUGGACUUUUCAAUAUGGAAUAUCUCUGCUUCCAUCUCUAAUAUUGAAUCCUAAAAGCUACAAAGACCCUCUCAGAGUUGACUGGUAUCAAGAAAUGUCCAUUUAAUAAAUAACAGUUGAAGAGAAAAGUGCCCUAUUUGAAACGGUCCUUGCUAUUCUUCUACGUUUCCUUUUGAUUCCUCAUUUCUAUCCUGUCUGAAGUGAUUUUAUGGGGUUAUGGAAAUAAUAAAUGUAUAUCUUUAACCAACAACGGCA
Messenger RNA from Oncorhynchus keta (chum salmon), 5617 nucleotides. Its product is annotated as tripartite motif-containing protein 66-like. Gene Ontology annotation, molecular function: protein binding; zinc ion binding. NCBI's taxonomy places the organism in Eukaryota, Metazoa, Chordata, Actinopteri, Salmoniformes, Salmonidae. The record is from RefSeq and is a predicted model, not a curated record.